AUGGGUGUGCAGAAGAUUCUCUUUAUCCUCGGCUUCCUGCUGCUCCUUCGUGGGGGCGAUUCGCAGGAAAAAACGUUCUCCAGCGGCACCUCCUUCCAUAGCAGUCCCCACAUUACAGACUUCUCCUCGAUGAGGAAACUGUCUCCCGUGACCGGCAACGAACGGCGGCGGUCUACUUUGGGGAGCUUACUUACGGUCGUGAACGUGAAGGAUUUCGGUGCCCGGGGCGACGGAUUGUCGGACGACACCAAGGUGGUAAACCAUUCAACAAUCUCUUCUAUCGCAGAUGCGAGUCUUAAUCUAAACAUUCGGCGACCCGCCCGUCAAUUAUAUUCUCUGCAGGCUUUCACCGCUGCAUGGAAGGCUGCUUGCUCUUCCUCCGCGCAUGUCACCAUGCUGGUGCCCGAGAGGAAAGCCUACCUACUUAAACCCAUUGCCUUCUCCGGUCCUUGCAAGUCUCCAGUAACUGUAGCGGUGAGACGCAACCACCUCAACAGCAACCCCGUUCGCACCAAAGUCUUAUCGCUUCGCGCUUCCUGAGGCUUCAUCUUUUCACUGUCAUCGAUAGAUCAAGGGAACAAUUCUCGCCUCCGGAAGGAUAUCAGACUGGGAUGGAGCGGACCGCAGGCUCUGGAUGCUGUUCAAGGAGGUGGACGGCCUCAGGGUGGAAGGCGGUGGAACCAUCGACGGCAACGGGCAGGUGUGGUGGAAGGUAUCCUGCAAAGUCGACUCCGCGCAGGUACGAACCCUUUUAAUUUCUCCACUCGUUCAAUCCAUGGAACAGCCAGUGGAAACUCUUUCUGUCCCGGGCUUAGUUCAUCUCGACCAGUUCACUGACUCGUCCUCUGAUCUUUCUUCUGCAUGACGUUAUAGCCGUGCAAGGGAGCCCCUACGGUACGUCCUGGACCAGACUCAACUUGUUCCGUUCCUGGGUUUGGAAGUUUGCGAGUUGACUUGUGAGGUUGACCUCUUUCAGGCGUUGACGUUCAAAUCCUGCCGCGGCUUGACCGUGAACGAUCUGAGGUUCAAGAACAGCCAGCAGAUGCACGUCACCUUCUCGAAGUCCGCCAACGUGCGGAUCUCCAGACUGACGAUCUCCGCCCCCGGGAAUAGUCCCAACACCGACGGAAUCCACGUCACCGGCAGCACCGACGUUAAGAUCAGUGACUCCUUCAUCAGGACAGGUCCCCCCUUCGCCUCCUCUUGGCCUGUCCAAUCCGAUAAAACGCGAAGCAUUCAGGUCGUGACUUCGGUUUGAAUUCCUCCCUGUAGGCGACGACUGCAUCUCCAUCGUCAGCGGCUCAAGCUCCAUUACGGCCACCAACAUCGUCUGCGGACCGGGCCACGGAAUCAGGUACCCACAUAUACCGGCGAUGUGCUGGGAUCUGCUGCUGGCUUCCUCUCCCUUCUCCCCCGUUGACGCAUCACAUCGUCGCUGGCAGUAUCGGGAGCCUUGGAGCCAACGGUGCGGAACACACCGUUUCCGACGUCUUGGUCGACACGGCGCGACUGGAGGGAACGACCAACGGAGUCCGGAUCAAGACCUGGCAGGUAACGCCAUCUGACUGACUACCCAACCCGAAUUCUCUCGCGCUCCCCAAACUGACACUGCGACGACGGCGUCCUUCGGUUCUCUCCCUUCAGGGUGGAAAAGGGUACGCCAGAAACAUCAUCUUCAGGAACAUCGUGAUGGACAACGUGAGGAACCCUAUAAUCAUCGACCAGAACUACUGCGACUCCUCCAAGCCCUGCAGCGAACAGGUGGAGUAUGCAGCGCCCACACUUUGCGCCUCUCUUGCGUCCGCACUCUCUUUCUCGCUCUCGUUUUCCCGCUUUGUUCCUCUCGCUAAUCUUCCGUUCGCCCUUGGCCGCACAGAAAUCUGCGGUCGCCGUGAGUGGAGUGACCUAUAAGAACGUCACGGGGACAAGCGCCACCGCGGUGGCCAUGGACUUCGACUGCAGCCGCACCGUUCCCUGCCGAGGGAUAACGCUGCAGGACGUCCACCUCGUUACGGCGAGCGGAGCAUCUGCCGAGAGCUUCUGCCGCAACGUCAACUUGUCUAAAUCCGGCACCGUUGUCCCAUCAACGUGCUCCUCCUGA
This is a messenger RNA of Spirodela intermedia, 2101 nucleotides long. Lineage: Eukaryota; Viridiplantae; Streptophyta; Magnoliopsida; Alismatales; Araceae. The record is from the annotation of a GenBank genome assembly.